Labrus mixtus (cuckoo wrasse) is the source of this 8503-nucleotide messenger RNA. It is a transcript of the gene mypn, whose product is annotated as myopalladin. The transcript is spliced from 22 exons. The record is from RefSeq and is a predicted model, not a curated record. The coding region runs from base 1024 to 6474 and encodes 1816 amino acids. NCBI's taxonomy places the organism in Eukaryota, Metazoa, Chordata, Actinopteri, Labriformes, Labridae. Gene Ontology annotation, molecular function: protein kinase activity.
UCGAUUAUUUAUUUUAAUUUUCUUAUUUUAAUAGUCUUCAUACACUAGACAGGUACGCCAUAAAAAUGUAGAAGAUAAGAAGUAGGUAAACCCAUUUACCAUACUAUUUUGCAUUUACUCCCCCAAUGCACACAUAUUUUCCUGUAGUCAUCAGCUGUUGUCAGCUUUUUACAUCUAUCCAAUAGCACUGUUACACAAUCAUUGUUAGCCCAUCAUAUUAAUGCUGUCUUUUUAAAUAUGGCUUCCCUCUGCCUCCAGUUCAUUCAUAUCAUCGUUAUGUGCGAACUUCUCCAUCAUCAUCGCUGCACAGUCUUCAUAGAUUCAUCAUCCUGCAGAUAGCCUACAUCAUCAUCCAAGACCUCCCAUCAGCGAUGUCUGCACUCCAGGGGGGAACAUACAGUAAUUUGCUGCUCUCAGUGCAGACACCCUUCAAGGAUGAUAUCUCCAGUUCAAGCGCCAAAUACUACUUUAUGACUAUAAUUUAUACAUUAUCUUAUAUAAAAUAAAUCAUUCAUUUAUUGUCUCUACUGGUUGACAGAUAUUGAAGACAUCUGAUUUUAAUGUCUUUUUUUCUAACACUAAUACCGCUUGGCCUAUCAGAUAUUUCACCACUUGGAUUGUAUACAGUGCAUCAAACAUUAGUGCAGUUAAAAUGUGUGUAAGAGUAAAAUAAGGGGAUUCCAACUGUAGGAUGGACGUUUUGAUGAACCACUGGACGAGGAAUUCCUUUACACCCCGGCCAAUAAGCAGGGACGCCACUCAGUGACAUGGGCCUGGCCUUCCCAAAAUAACCUGAAACCAGUGCGCUGACCAGUGUUAUUACUUGUGCUGGUGACAGGUUAGCCUAGCUCGGCUCCACAUUUCUCGUUCACUCCAAGGUUAACUCGAUAAAACUGUCCUGAGCUGCUACCUGCGACCAAGAUUUCUCCAGGUGGCAGCAACCACAAGAUUGAAGAAUCGUCCUCUUCAAACACAGGUGCAUUCACCGUCCUUUCAAGGGGCUACCUAUGUUUCAUUCGAAGCAUGCAAGACCCACCAUCACUGUCUCAGCACUUAAGAGAGAGCUAUCUGGCAGAGGAUAGAGCCCAGCAACACAAUGAUAUGAAGCACUCAGAUACUUCCUCCUCAUGCCUUCAGAUCUAUGGCUCACUCAAAGGUAAGGUGGAGGAUCCUGUGGGCCACAAUGAUCCCCAAUUAUCAGACCUCUCAGCCUUCCUCAGCCAGGAGGAGCUGGAUCAAAGUGUGAACCUUGCCUGCCAGGCCAUCAGACAUGGGCCUCAAGAGGAGAGAGUCGAUUUCAAAGCCUCUAUCACACCAUUAACCCCAUCCAACAUCUCCUCGGCCUUGGAUUCUAACUGUGAAAUCCCAUCUGUUCCAUUGGUUAGCCAUUCUCUUGCUUCAUCUGCUGGUCCCGCCACUGUACCCGUCACCAAUCCAAUCCCGGAAUAUAGAGAUCUGCUGCCAACACAGGAAAACUUCACACCUGACAGAAAGGUGCUCAGAGCGUCCACAAGGCAGGAAAACAUUAUCAGGAGCAGCAGAGACUCAAGAGAAGGCUUCGAGGACUUUAACAGGCCAGUGAGGAAUGCUCCUUACGGUCUUGAGACGCAGUCCAAGAAGGAGUUCCUCAAUAAGGCAGCAGACUUCAUAGAGGAGCUCUCCUCCCUCUUUAAGGCCAACAGCUCCAAACGGAUGCGACCAAGGUCAUGCAAAACACACAGAAGUAAAAACCAGAGUAAGAGCCCGAAUGAGGAGACAGUUUUCCCCCUCAGCCAUGAUGACAGGGAGCGCACUGUCAUGCCCACUGAGGUAAAGAAAGAGAAAACCAGUCAUGUUGUAAGCCAUAACCCAAAGGUCCAGUUGGAAUAUGAUAUUGGGCAAAGAGAACUCAAAGACUGCAGGAUUAUGGAGAAGUGUGACACUUUUUCCCAAGAGGUGGAGACUGACAGCCUUGCCUUGACAGAAACUCCAUAUCUAGCAGAGCCUGUGUGUGAGCCUCCUCAUUUCAUCCAGAAACUGAAAAGCAGGGAGGUUCCAGAAGGCAGCAAGGUCCAGUUAGACUGUAUUGUUAAAGGAUUACCUGUGCCUGAAGUCCGGUGGUUUUGUGAGGGCAAGGAGCUGGAGAACAGCCCUGACAUUCAGAUUAUUACCAAUGGAAAUCUGCACUCUAUGAUCAUUGCAGAGGCAUUUGAGGAAGAUACUGGACGCUACUCUUGCUUCGCAUCUAAUUUCUAUGGCACUGACUCUACAUCAGCUGAGAUCUAUGUUGAAGGUGCCUCUUCUUCUGAUUCUGAGGGGGAACAGCACUUUGGACACGAAGCCCAGCUGCAGAGGAAAUCCUUGCUUCCAUCAUCAAGCCAAACUGUUUCCAUUGAAGAUGAAAACUCUCCAUCAUCCCAUCCAGCAUCAGCCACUGAGAGACCAUCUGAAGAGCACUUCUCAUCAACAAUUAACCAAAUAAUCACAGAACCUCUUCUGCCAGUCCAGACAACAACAACCAUAAUUCAAGCUCCAGAGGUCUUAAAAACACCUUUGGCAUCCAGAGCCCACCUUACUUUGGAGGAGACAACUGUGUUACCCGUGCAAGUAUUUCCUAUCAUGUCAUCUGGGGAUAAAGAACUUUCUGGAGCCCAGGAUGUGGCAACAUCCGUCUCAGACAUAUUCACAUCCGCUCAACAGCUGACAACUACAGCGAAAGCUCCAUUAUUGUCUUCGAACUCAUUGGAUUUGUCUGUGCUGCCUGUUUUGUCAACUCUAACACAAACACCCCAACCUGAGGGUCAAACCUCCAACAACAACUACAUUCAAAGGAUGAAUGGGCAACCCAUGAUGGCUGCCCCUGUAUUCACAAAGAUCCUGAAGGAUCUCCUUGCAUCAGAAGGCCAGCUGGUGGUGCUAGAGUGCCGUGUGAAAGGGCUACCAUCACCUCAAGUGGACUGGUACAGAGAUGGAAAAAUCCUAAAGGACUCUCAUGAUUUUCGGAUGCUGCAAAAAAAGCCCAGAUCUCCAGUUGAUUCAGACGAAAUAUGCACUCUAGUCAUUUCUGAAGUUGUUCCUGAAGAUUCAGGAAUGUUUACUUGUACGGCAAGCAACAAGUAUGGAACCAUUAGCAGUACUGCUACACUCAGAGUCACAGCUAGUGGCAGCAACAGCAACCAUGAAAGGCCUUUCAGCAGUUUAACAAUGGAGUCUAGUCAAAUCCAAGAUCCUUCCCCUAGAGCUUCCACUUCAAACCUUCAAACAGAUAUUAACAAUUCCAGCAGCAUUAAGCCACUCUCCAGGAACAUCAUCCUAGACCCUGUCAAUUCUAGCACUCUAUGCCUGGAGCCCAUCAACAACAGAACCUUCAGUCUUGACUCCAACUGUUCCAGCAUGUUGUGUCCAGACACUCUCUGCACCAGUAUACCCAGUGUGGAACCGACUGGUCUAAGCAGCAGCUCCUUCCUAAACUCAUGCAACACCAGCACCAAUCAUUUUGAUGCUAUGUAUUUCCAGCAGGAACCUCCUGAAUGCAGUAGAGCAUGUCCAGAACCAGAGAGCAGGAGCCAGGUUCUCUCAAACCAGAAACUUUUAGUUUCUCCAUGUGUAGUUGGUAUUUCAGCUGAGCAUGAUGGUUUCCGAUCUUCAGUAACGUCACCUGAUACAAGCAUCAAAAUGAAGGGGACAACAAACCAUCAGAAGACUGGCCCUAAUGUGGUGCCACUCCCUGAUCCCCCUCCAAACUCUUGCUUAAAGACAGGCACCCUGACAAAUCAGAAAGACUCACGCUCUAGCUCCAGAGUUGGUCGGCAUGUGCACUUCAAACUGCCUGAGGAUGAACAAAGUGAUGUGUCCAGUGAGUCUGAUGAAGAGACCCCUACGAUGUCAUUCAGUAAAGAACCACCACCACUGCUGACUAAACCCAAACUAGACCAAGCCCAGCUCCAGCUUCUGCACAACCAAGUCCUUAUGGAGCAGCAGCAAGAUACUGAGCCCAAACCGACCCAAACUCAUAUUCAGCCCAAAAGCCAACCUCCAGUCCAGGCCCAGAUCCAAUCUGAUGUUCAGAACUCCAGUGAAAGUCUGCUGUGGUCACCUGGAAUACAACAUGAGCCCCAUCUGCAACCUUUUCAGCCCUAUCUGAAUGCUGCUACACCUCUGAAGCAGAUGCCCAACUGUGCAUCUCAACUGGCCAACACUACUUCUGCUCUAUCUCUGAGUUCUGGCCCUGAACAAAAAAACACAAUUUCAGACCUUUGCAGUACAUCUCUAUCUUCUCCCUUUGGCUUCCCACCUUCGAUUUCUCAGCCAAAGUCUUCCUCACUAGUAAACUCCCCUCUACCUGCCCCACAGCUGAAUGCAGUUCCUCUCAUCAGAAACCAGAUGAAUACCAUCCAUGCCUCCAUCCUCAACCUCUCCCCUGCAGCUCUUUCAAUUACCUCAACAACACCCCAAUGUUUCUCUCCACCUGCUCCAAAGCUUAGUACAGUCUCUACAGAUUCAAGAUCAAGCUUACUGCAAAUCACAUCUCCUACGCCCCUACUGAGAAGCACACACACCUCCCUCACUAACUUAACUGCCACCUCCCACACAUUCAGCUAUGCCAGGCCUAAAGAGUUCAUAGCUGCUCAGACUUUCUCACCAGUCAGGAGUCCUUCCCCAAAUGAAUCACCAGUCCCACUGCUCCAAGAACUAGCUGCAGAGCUUAACUCCUCUGCUGCCAGCUCCCCUUCUCUGCCAACAUUCUCCCCACCACCAGGAAUCUCCUCCAUGAGAGUGCUCAGGUCUCCCACCAGCCCGGCCUCCGUCAUGUCCUCACCUCCGCCAGGGUCAACGUUGUUCACUAUACCAGCCCAGCUGCCACCCAAGGCAUCCUCUCCCACCUCAAGCAGCUCAACUCCCAGCCCAACUCAAAACCCUGUAGCGUUCUUGAGCUCGGUCCUUCCGUCCCUAACCCCAAGUCAGCCCACCAACUCAAUGGGCUUGCCAAAGGGAGCUCCUUUAGGGUUUCGAAAAAAGGUUCCCAAGAUGCGUCUCCCGUCAACUGAAGACAUGUGUGAAAGCAAAGAAAUUAUCCUACACAAUAUUGAGAAAAAGCUUCAAAGCUUUCAAAGUUUUAAAGAUGAUACUCUAAAUGUAUCACAACAGCAGAAGCUGAGUAAUGAGGGGAAAACAGGGAGCAGACCCAUUGGACCAAACAUACCUGCUACUGUCAUUAACUUUGAUGAGGAGUACCGAGUCUCAAGUUUUGAGCAGAGACUUAUGAGUGAGAUUGAGUUUCGUUUGGAACGAACACCUGUGCAAGAGUCAGAUGAUGAAGUGAAGCAUGAUGAUGUCCCUACCGGAAAAUGCAUUGCACCCAUAUUUGACAAGAAACUUAAGAACUUUAGAGCCAUGGAAGGUGUUCCUGUCACUUUCUCAUGUAAAGUGUUGGGAAUCCCUGUUCCAAAGGUUUACUGGUUUAAGGAUGGCAUACAGAUAUUGAAGAAGAAUGUUCAUUACAAAAAAAUGAGAGAGGGGGAUGGGACCUGUUCUUUACAUAUAGAGUCCACUACCAAUGAUGAUGACGGCAACUACACUGUCAUGGCAGCUAAUCCACAGGGACGAAUCAGCUGCUCAGGUCAUUUGAUUGUCCAAACAGGACCUCUCAGAAACCGACUGACACCUAUCCACCCUCAGAGGGUACGGGUCCGUAUACAGGAAGUUGAAGGUGAGCAAACCCAGGAGCGCUUUUUUCAGCCUCAUUUCCUCCAGGCCCCUGGUGACAUGCUAGCCCCCGAGGGAGGUCUGUGUAGACUAGACUGUAAGGUGAAUGGCCUACCCACCCCAGAACUGAUGUGGUUGGUCAAUGGGAGACCAAUCUAUCCAGACCUUUACCACAAGAUGUUGGUGCGGGAGAAUGGCAUCCAUUCUCUUGUCAUUGAUCCUCUGACCCAGAAUGACACCGGGACAUACACCUGCAUUGCAAGCAACAGAGCAGGGCAGAGCUCUUUUACUCUAGAACUGAAAGUAGUAGAGAAAGAGAUGAAGCACCCUCCCAAAUUUGUGGAGAAAUUGCAGAACAUGGGUAUUCCAGAUGGAACCCCAGUAAGGCUUGAGUGUCGGGUGGUGGGUAUGCCCCCUCCAGUUAUCUUCUGGAAGAAAGACAAUGACAGCAUCUCUAAAACUAAGGAAAGAAUAAGUAUGACCCAGGAUGCAACAGGAUAUGUAUGUCUCCUUAUACAGCCAACAACAAAAGACGAUGCUGGCUGGUACACAGUGUCUGCAAAAAACGAGGCUGGAAUUGUGUCCUGCACCUGCAGGCUUGAUAUCUAUGCACAGUGGCAUCAGAGCAUCCCCGCACCUAUUAAGAAGUCUCCACGCACAGGCAGCCGCUACGCUGCUUUGACAGGGCUGGGAAUUGACAUCAAGUCAGCCUUCUCGACAUCAGAGACCAGCCCUGUCCUGUUCUCCAGCUCCCCUCCCGAGGCUAAUCUAGAGAGUGAGGAGCUUUGAGCUCAACAACCACUUCAAAUUGGUGACCUUUAGAGGAUUCCCAGCAUAUUUUGUCUGUUGUCUAAACUGUAGGAGGUAUAAGAAGCAUGACGAUCCAAGCAGAUUGUCAUGUUAUUUUUGAGAUUAAUUUAAAUUGAUACAUUCAGGAUAGAGAGGCAAAGUAAGUCAUGUGUUAGAACUAUCAACACUGAAAGUGGGUUUGCCAGCAUUCCUAUCCAACAGUUAUAUGAGGAGUUUUUCAAAUACAACACCCAUUUCCUAAAAAGUUGGGAUGUUAUGUGAAAUUUAAAUUAAAAACAGAACAUCAUCAUGUUCUGUUUUUGCAAAACACAAUGUUUGCAAAACACUGAAACCCCAUAUUUGAUUGUAGAUAUCACACAGACAAUAUAUCAAAUGUUGAAACAGAUAUUUACUGUUUUUGGAAAAGUAAAUGCCCAAUUUCAAUUUGAUACUAGCUAUUCCGGGUCAUGCUUACCACUCUGUUGCAUCACUUUUUCUUAAACAGAACUCUGUAAGUGUUUUUGCGAACUGAGGAGACCAAUUUCUGUAACUUUAAAAGUGGUAUGUUUAUAGUUCUUGCUUAAUGUAAGAUUUCAUGGUCUCCUUGUCUUUUGUCUAUUUGUCUAUUAAGGCUUCAUAAUGCCCCAAACAUUCUACAUUAUUGACUGUCCCAUCUAUUUUGAAACAUGAUGCCUGCAUCAAAUUGGGCAUAAAACUUCCCUAAAAAAAACGUAAUUUCUCAGUUUCAACAUUCGACAUGUUGUGUUUGUGUCUAUUUUCAAUCAAACAUGGGUGAUUAAUGUAAAUCCUCACAUUCUGUAUGCCACCUUUUUAGGAAUUUGUGUUGUACAGAAAAAGACUGACUGAAAAGUCUUAGCUCAUGAGCCAUCAUUGGAGUUAAAGUAUGUUCUUUGACUUUGGUUUGAAUGAUUCACGUUUGUUUUUUACAUUACUUGUUAAAUAGUAAUGUUGAUGCUGAAUGUUUGUGAUCAAAUUAACUGUAAGUCCUUUUUACAGGGAUACGAGCAUCAAUUAUUUUAUAACAAAUCAUGACUACAUGUACUGGUAGCAAUAGCUUUCUUACAAAGUUAAUAGUCAAAGUAGUUGUGAUUGUCCAUGUCGAGAUGUAGUUAAGUGUUAAAUAGACACUUGAAUGUGCUAUUUGGAUCACUUUAUUUAAAGGGCUCCAGCAAAAUGAGAUUUUUUCUUCAUUUAACUACAUUAUUUCUAGACGUUUGUCACAUUUUUGCAUAAUGUUAUUGUAUGUGCGUGCAUGCCAAAUGCCUAUCGUGACCCAAUAAUGUUCAACAAACCUUUUUUUUUUGGUGGUCAUAAUAAUAAUAUGCUGUUAGUUAAGUUUCCUUCAUGGUUAGAGCUGAAACACAAACAUUUCAAAGCCUUAUAUGAUCAUACAUUCUCUGUUGAAUGUAUUCAAAUUGGUUGUUUGGUAGCAUCAUUUGCUACCUCUUACAUUUACGGUAUGUUGGUUAAAAUCAAAGUUUUUGCUGUCAGUAUUUAGAGCUCAUUUUAACUCAACUUGAAUCAAAGCAAUAUUAGCCUUAACUGAUGCUAAAUUCCAAACAAAUUGAACAACUCAUAAACCAAUUAAGCAUUGCUAACCAGUCAAAUUAGAGAGGAAAAGAGUUAAAUUAAGCAUGAAAUGACAUUCACCUUACUUGACCUAAUUAUACUCAAAGCCUCAUUAGACCAGCUGCCACUAGGCCUACUUGUUUACUCAGUUCUGUAUGUGCUGGAGUCAUAAAUAUCUGUGGGUCAAGAACAUGGUGUUUAUCUGACUUUCUUCUCAAAAGUAAUCUGAAUUCAAUGAAAGUUGAAGUUGUGUAGAAAAAGAAGCAAACUUAUUUUGAAAAGAAAGUACAACAACAAUAAUUAUUAUAUUUGUUUUAAGAACAAAUACUCCAGGUUUGUUACAAAACAGCAACCAAAGUCCACACAUUAGAGACCAAAAGUAUUAGCAUGCUCGUGAUGUGUUUUUGUAUGCUCACUCAAUAAAGUACAAGGUUAUUUA